GUAAGUGGGACACAAGGUCAAAAUGGGUGCUGGCUGCUCUUCCUCUUCUUCAUUCUCCCUUUCUUUACCCAAUCACCAUUGCUUUUCAUCCACUCUCCAUCACCCCAAAUCAACAUCGACAUUCAUUCUCUCCACUCACACUUAUUCCCAAUUCCACAAAUCUUCAUCCAAAUUCUCAAUAAAUUCGCCACCCAAUUGCGGCAGCGGCAGCAUUCCGGAAAUCAAAACCACCCAACAAAAAAGCUUCGUGAAAAACCCCAUGUCUGAUCCUCACACAAUCGACUCGGAAUUACUUCAAAAGUUGGUUUAUGAUGCUCUCGUUUGGAGCUCUCUUCAUGGACUCGUUGUUGGGGACAGAAACGUCCAGAGAUCAGGAUCGAUUCCUGGAGUCGGUUUGGUUCACGCCCCAAUUGCAUUACUACCAUAUUCGUUUCCAGAAAGCCACUGGAAGCAAGCUUGUGAGUUAGCCCCCAUUUUCAAUGAGUUAGUAGACCGAGUUAGUUUGGAUGGCAAGUUUUUGCAGGACACUCUCUCAAGAACAAAGAAAGUGGAUGCCUUCACCUCCAGACUUUUAGAUAUUCACUCCAGGAUGCUACAAAUCGGCAAGAAGGAGGAUAUUCGCUUGGGAUUACAUCGCUCUGAUUAUAUGCUUGAUGAAAAUACAAAUUUACUUCUCCAAAUAGAGCUCAACACAAUAUCAUGUUCAUUCUCAGGGUUAAGUUGUCUUGUUAGUGAGCUUCAUAGGAGCUUACUCUCUCAAUAUAAAGAACACUUGGGGGUUGAUUUCAGAAGGAUUCCAAAAAAUAAUUCAGCAAAUAAGUUUGCUGAGGUGUUGGCAAAGGCGUGGAUGGAAUAUAACAAUCCGAGUGCUGUAGUUAUGGUGGUUGUUCAACCUGAAGAACGGAAUAUGUAUGACCAACAUUGGCUCAGUGCAACCCUCACUGAAAGAUAUCCUUUUUGCAUUGCUGUGGAUUCCAGUGGAAUUGGAAUUCAAGAUUCCAUUCCAUGGCUUGUUUUGUUGCCAUGCCAAAUGGACGGAAUUGGAAUUCAAAUUCCAUCUAUUCGGAAGACAUUGGUGGAAAUUGAUGCACAAGGGAAGACUCUUUCAGAUGGAACUCUUGUAGUGGAUGGUGAAACGGUUGCAGUCAUAUAUUUUAGAGCCGGAUAUGCACCUAACGAUUAUCCUUCUGAAUCAGAGUGGAAAGCUAGGUUACUUAUGGAGGAAUCUGUAGCUAUCAAGUGUCCUUCAAUCUCUUAUCAUUUAACUGGCACCAAGAAAGUUCAGCAGGAGCUUGCAAAACCUAAUGUACUCGAGAGGUUUCUUGAUAAUAAAGAUGACAUAGCCAAGCUUCAGGCAUGCUUUGCUGGAUUAUGGAGUUUGGAUGAUUCAAAUGCUGUCAAGAAUGCUAUCGAGCAGCCAGGAGCAUUUGUCAUGAAGCCACAAAGAGAAGGCGGAGGUAACAACAUUUAUGGGGAUGAAGUGAAGGAAAUGCUUGUAAGAUUGCAAAAAGAAGGAUCCGAAGAAGAAGCAGCAGCAUACAUUCUCAUGCAAAGGAUUUUCCCAAAAGAUUUCCCGACACUUCUUGUUCGAGAAGGUAUCUGCUAUAAAGAACAGGCCAUUUCUGAACUCGGGAUAUUUAGUUCAUAUCUAAGAAACAAGGAGAAGGUGAUUGUUAGUGAGCAAUGUGGUUACCUGAUGCGUACUAAAGUUUCUUCAUCAAACGAGGGUGGUGUUGCUGCUGGAUUUGCGGUUUUGGAUAGUUUGUAUUUGAGUUGAUUUCACCUUUCUUUCCCCUAAUAAUAAUAAUAAUAAUAAUAAUAAUAAUUGAUGGCUUCAUCAAGACCUAAUCACUUUCUGUUUUCCAUUUUGGCUUAUGUAACAUACUUGUACUUUAUUCUUAUUGUAACAUUUUGUAGACUUUUUUUUUUAAAGGAAUUGAAUCUGUCACAGGAAUUGGAAUCAUAAUUUGUCAUGCUCAUGCUCAUGCAUUUGUUUGGUUGGAG
Messenger RNA from Lactuca saligna, 2004 nucleotides. The record is from the annotation of a GenBank genome assembly. Lineage: Eukaryota; Viridiplantae; Streptophyta; Magnoliopsida; Asterales; Asteraceae.